Chrysochloris asiatica (Cape golden mole) is the source of this 729-nucleotide messenger RNA. It is a transcript of the gene DNAAF19, whose product is annotated as coiled-coil domain containing 103. Gene Ontology annotation, biological process: epithelial cilium movement involved in extracellular fluid movement; inner dynein arm assembly; determination of left/right symmetry. The coding region runs from base 1 to 729 and encodes 242 amino acids. The transcript is spliced from 3 exons. The record is from RefSeq and is a predicted model, not a curated record. Lineage: Eukaryota; Metazoa; Chordata; Mammalia; Afrosoricida; Chrysochloridae. Gene Ontology annotation, cellular component: outer dynein arm.
AUGGAAAAGAAUGACAUCAUCAACUUCCAGGCUUUGGAGAAAGAGCUGCAGGCUGCACUCACUGCAGAUGAGAAGUACAAGCGAGAGAAUGCUGCCAAGUUACGUGCAGUGGAGCAGAGGGUGGCUUCUUAUGAGGAGUUCAGGGGUAUUGUCCUUGCUUCACAUCUGAAACCUCUGGAGAGGAAGGACAAGAUGGGAGGGAAGAGAACUGUACCCUGGAAUUGUCAUUCUACUCAGGGAAGCAUCUCCCAGGAUGAAGCCACUGAAAUAUUCCAGGAGAAAGUACUCCUCCAGCCUGAGACCUCGGCAGAGUUCUACCGGAAUUGGCGGCGACACUUGCGAAGUGGGCCGGAGCGCUACCAGGCUCUGCUGCAGCUCGGGGCCCCAAGGCUGGGCCAUCUCUUUCAGAUGGAUGUGGGGUUUGGACUUCUGGGAGAGCUGCUGGUGGCACUGGCUGAUCAUGUGAGGCCAGCUGACUGGAGGGCUGUUCUAGAGAUCCUCCGCAGCCUGGCAGGCACGAGGCGCUUUACCUUGAACCUGAGCCUGCUGAGCCAAGCAGAGACAGAGGGCUGCAGAGAUUUGUUUCAGAAGCUGCAGACCAUGAGUACGCCCAGGCCCAUGAAGGAGGGGCUCAGCCAGGAGGAGCAGGGUCUGGAGACACAGCCUGGGGAGGCCCAGGAGGGGAAGAGGCUUCUGCAAGAGCUGCGAGGGCGGUACCAAGUGAACUGA